GUUUUGUUUUCAAAAUUGAUUGUAGCCUGGGGUUUAUCCCGACCAAGCACAGAUCUCCCUCAAAGCCGCCGUUUUUGGGAAGAAUCGGAGGGUUUCUUCACUCGGCCCGUCGGCGGCGCCGCCUUUCCUCCGGUCUACUUUCUCGCCGUCUUUGUUGCCAGAUUGCGAGUUCCUCUUCUCCGAUUCAAGCGCCGCCAUGCCGACAGUGAGCGUCGGCAGAGAUCGUCUCUUCCAGCUGUUGGGCAACGAUUACACUCAAGAGGAAUUCGAAGCACUUUGCUUUGAUUUCGGCAUCGAGCUCGACGAUGUGACUACGGAGACGGCAGUUAUUAGGAAGCAGAAUCAUCAGGACAAUGAGGAAGUGGGUGAGGAUGAGGAGGUGAUAUACAAGAUUGAGGUCCCGGCUAACAGGUAUGACCUUCUCUGCCUUGAAGGACUUGCACGUGCUCUUCGUAUUUAUCUGGGAAAGGAUGGCAUACCGGUGUACAGAUUGUCUAAUAUCAAGCGUGAGAACUUGACCAAAAUUCAUGUUAAACCAGAGACUGCAUUGGUUCGACCCUUUGUUGUUUGUGCCAUUCUACGGGGAAUAACUUUUGAUGAAGCAAGAUAUGAUAGCUUUAUAGACCUUCAGGACAAGCUGCAUCAGAAUAUAUGCCGGAAAAGAUCUCUAGUUGCUAUUGGAACACAUGAUCUCGACACAAUACAGGGUCCCUUCUCAUAUGAGGCCCAGUCACCUGAACAGAUAAAAUUUGUGCCUUUGAAGCAGGUGCGCAGCUUCACAGCAGAUGAACUUAUGGAAUAUUACAAAACAGAUAACAAAUUGAAGGCUUUCUUACAUAUAAUUAAGAAUUCCCCAGUGUACCCUGUUAUCUAUGACAGCAACAGAACGGUUUUAUCACUACCUCCAAUUAUUAAUGGUGCACAUUCAGCAAUCAGUUUGCAAACAAGAAAUGUAUUCAUUGAAUGCACAGCUACUGAUCUAACAAAGGCAAAAAUUGUUCUAAAUAUGAUGGUGACAAUGUUUUCGGAGUAUUGCCAAGAAAAGUUCGAAGUUGAACCUGUUGCGGUUGUACACUCUGAUGGAAGUACAAGCAUUUAUCCUGAUCUUUCAAUUACUAACAUGAAGGUUGACCUUUCAGAUAUUAGUGGUUCAAUAGGAGUUUCAUUGCCAGAACAGGAGGUCAUUCACUUAUUGAAGAAAAUGCAACUGCAAACUGAAGAGUCAUUAUCUCAGAGUGGAAAGUCUAGUAUUAUUGUUUCUAUACCUCCCACUAGAAGUGAUAUUCUUCAUCCCCGUGAUGUCAUGGAGGACGUUGCUAUUGCUUAUGGGUAUAACAACAUUCCAAAAUCAAAGCCUAAAUGUUUGACAACGGGAGGGUGGCAACCAUUGAACAGAUUUUCUGAUAAGAUCCGAGCAGAGGUUUCUAGGGCUGGUUAUUUGGAGGUGUUGACAUGGAUUUUGUGCUCACAUGAAGAAAACUUUAGUAUGUUGAAGCGAGUGGAUGCGGGGAAUGCAGUCAUCAUUGCAAAUCCUCGUUCAUCUGAAUUUCAGGUUGUUCGGAAUAGUCUGAUGUCGGGGUUAUUAAAAACCCUAAGGCACAACAAGGAUCACGCAAAGCCCAUUAAGAUAUUUGAAGUGGGUGAUGUUGUUAUAAUUGAUGAAUCCAAUGAUGUUGGUGCGGCAAAUAAUCGUCGACUUGCAGCAUUGUACUGCAAUGUAUACUCCGGAUUUGAGGAAAUUAUGGGCUUGGUUGAGAGAAUAAUGACAAUUGUGGCUAAACCUCAUGCAAGAUCGACAGAGCAUUACUAUGAACCUUCAAAUCUAGCUGAAUUCUUCCCCAAUAGACAAUGUAGCAUCGGUUUCAAGGGCAAAAAGAUUGGCAACUUUGGCAUUGUUCAUCCAGAGGUUUUGUCCGAGUUCAAAAUACAGGACCCUUGCUCAUUUCUUGAGAUUGACAUCCAGUCCUUGCUAUGAAGUCUCGGAAAUUAUGCAGCAUAUAAAUGCUCACCCUGUUUUACACUUGAUACCCAUUAGAAGGGAAGAUAGUUGUUCUAUUUUGUCAAAUUUAUUGCAGGAUGUCAGUUAAAAAUAUCGAUUCAAGCACUUUCUUAUUGGUCAUGCUCAAGUGCAAAGGAGACUGAUUGCCAACUAGUCGGUUGUCUUUAAGAACUCAGAACCACAUGGGAUUAGCUUUACAGUCCCAUUUAGUUUAAUUUUGUUCUCCAUAUUGACCAUUUCCGAAAGCAUAUUUCAUAGCUGCAAUUUCUAUUCCUUAAACAAUCAUUUUUCUUGUUGAUA
Molecule: messenger RNA, 2299 nt
Organism: Dioscorea cayenensis subsp. rotundata (Guinea yam)
Lineage: Eukaryota; Viridiplantae; Streptophyta; Magnoliopsida; Dioscoreales; Dioscoreaceae
Product: phenylalanine--tRNA ligase beta subunit, cytoplasmic
Exons: 19
Coding region: 197-1975 (592 amino acids)
Biological process (GO): phenylalanyl-tRNA aminoacylation
Cellular component (GO): phenylalanine-tRNA ligase complex; cytoplasm
Molecular function (GO): magnesium ion binding; RNA binding; ATP binding
Source: RefSeq, a predicted model, not a curated record